Gallus gallus (chicken) is the source of this 13803-nucleotide messenger RNA. It is a transcript of the gene WASF3L, whose product is annotated as wiskott-Aldrich syndrome protein family member 3-like. Gene Ontology annotation, molecular function: actin binding; Arp2/3 complex binding; protein kinase A regulatory subunit binding. The transcript has 8 exons. The coding region runs from base 4660 to 6183 and encodes 507 amino acids. Gene Ontology annotation, cellular component: cytoskeleton. NCBI's taxonomy places the organism in Eukaryota, Metazoa, Chordata, Aves, Galliformes, Phasianidae. Gene Ontology annotation, biological process: actin cytoskeleton organization; positive regulation of Arp2/3 complex-mediated actin nucleation. The record is from RefSeq and is a predicted model, not a curated record.
GGCAGCCGCAGCCCCGCACCGGCCCCGGGGCCGCCGGCGCCGCGCAGCUCGCCCGGAGCCCCCCCUCGGAGCCGGCGGAGGUGAGCGGGUGGCUGCGGGGGGGGAAGGUGUGGGGGGGUCCCUGUGGCUUUAUAGGGUUUUGGGGGUCUCCCACGCUUUGCGGUUUUUUGAUGUUUGCUUUUUGGUGGGUUUUUUUUUGGGGGGGGGGGUGAGGGGGGAGCACAGUACUUUGCAUUCUUGAGUCGGGGGGGAUACCACUUUGCAUCCUUGCAUGGGGAGGGGGAGUAUCGCCACCGCUUUGGAUCCCUGUGCUCCCCCCCCCAACCGUAUCCAUGCAUAGGGGGGCUGGACGCUGUGCAUCCUUGCCUGGGGAGGGGUCCCCUGUCACUUUGCCGAUUUUCACGGUGGAGGGAGAGCCGCACGCCGCAGCUCUGGUGGAGGUUUCUGCCCAUGCACGGGGUGGGGGUGUCAGGCUGCCUGCACCUCCCAUCGGGAAGGAGCCCCAGAGCACUCAGCAUGGGGGGGGUCGAGGUCUCUCUGCAUCCGCACAUGGAGUGUGUGUGGGGGGGGGGGGUUAGGCCUUUUUGCACACUGCACGGCCGCGGGGGUGCUGUCACUUUGCAUUUCUGCAUGGAGAGGGAACCUGUGCGCUUUGCACCCUUGCGCGGCAGGGAGGGGCCAUCACUUUACAUCCCUGCUGCAAGGCUCUACCAGUGCUUUCUAUUUGCACAUGGGGGGGGGGGGGGGGGGGGGGCUCCACUGCUUGACAGGAUUGCUGGGGCCGGUGGCUGCCCGCACGCGCCCCCCUGCAGCUCAGAGCCCCCCCAGCACGCAGGCAUGCACGUGCAGAGCCUGGGCCUGGUGCUCCGUGAUUCAGCGACUUGCAGAGCUUUCAUAGCAGCUCUGAUCACUCGAGGUCUUGCUGCCGCCGUGCUGAAAUCCCAAUGGGUGUGGAGCCACGGCCGUUUUCGGUGCAAUUUGGGGUUGCUUGUCUACGGCUGCCAGGUGCCCGGCAACCCAAGCGGGGGAGUGCAGCACCUGGAUGGAUGGGUCAGCAGUGGGAUGAAUUCAUCAUUCAUCCUCCAAACUUCAGCGUGCCUAAGCAUAGCCCUAGUUUCUAUGUCUCAUUUUCUGCGUUUUAGAGGGGAAUGCUAAGGGAAAAAAAGGAAGGGAAAAAAGGUGCUUAGAUGGCAUUUGGCAUUCCUGCAUCUCUUGAGCAUCCCCGGCGGCAGGGAGCAGCUCCAUGGCAGGGAGAAGCGGCUCCGUGCGGCAGUAAGGAGGUUAACGUGCUGUGCUGCUCAGCUACGAGCGCAGGGCACGCCGAGGGCUCUUACGCAGUGAUGCAACCAAGUCCCCAAAUGCCCGCUGCCUUCCCUGGGAUCUGCAGCCCACAGAGAAACCUUGAGGUGAAGCUGACUUGCUCGGAGCUGCUGUCUGCUUCGGCCCCAUGCUCAACCAAGGAUGCUCGUCCUCCAUUUUCUGGUAGAUGACAAAUCAGCUGUGCAUGCCAAGAUCUUGACAAGUUCCGAGCAACAGCCCUCAAGCCAAAAGGAAAAAGAGAAAAGAAAAACAAAAAACAAAGAGGCCAGCAUGCUUUUGCAGAGCUGCCUGUCACUGUUGCAGGGAAACGCGUCUCUGCUGGCUGUUCCCAAGCUGCGAGUGCCCAGGAAGAGCCCUGCUGCUCUCCCGGGCUGCCCCGUGCUGAUCAAAGCGCUUCUGUGGUGCAGAGAAUGGGGGUUUGUUCGGCUGCGUCCUGCUGCACUGCUGGCGGGACACGGCCGGCCUGCUGGUAAUGAGCAGGGCAUAGAGAGGGGAUGGCAUUGAAGGCUUCCUUUGGUGAUAGAGAGUCAUUAAGAACAGCACGUGGUUCCUUUCCAAGCAGGCUUCUUUCAGCCAAAGCGUGCACAGGAUUGCUGCUGCUCCCUGCCCUGUUCCUGGCUCUCCCCUAUCUCUUCGCUGCAAGGGUAUCCAUGCAUUAUUUUGGGUUGGAUCCAGAAAAUCCACACCAGCUAAUCCCUAAAGAAAAUAGCUGCACAGAAACCCACCUGCCAGUUGACGGAGCUGUAUGUAUAGUUCAUGCAGGAGCCUGUUUGCUGUUGAGCAACAGGGUUGGCUUUCCCCUGAUCUCAAGGCAGGAGGCACUGCACAUCCAGCAUCCCCCUAAAGAGCUUUUUGGCCACUGCAAAGCCCAGAUCUGAGAGGUGCUUGCAAGUUGGAGGCAAUUGAGCCAAGUGCUGUUUCUGGAGCUGGAGAGCUUUGCAGCAGAAGGGAAAAAAAAAAAUAGCGUGGCAUUUACUAACACAACUCUUAGGGAAUAUUUUUAGCCGUGUUGUGUUGCGCUUCGCAGCUCGGCGCGGUGGCGGAGCCUCUCUCCUGCAGCUCAGUGGAGGCAGAGCCGCUGCAGUUGGCGCAGCGCAGGCGGAGGCUGCAGAUGGGCCGCAGGGAAGGUGCGGGCAGUGCUCCCGCUGGGACGGAGGUGCUGGCCCUGGGCAUGGGCAGCUCCAGCUCCAGCCCCAGCAGGGCAGCCCAGCCCUGUCCCCAGGCAGGCGGCCGCAGCUUGUGCUCCUCUUGGCUGUGGGCGCUGACCCUUCCCCUGGCUGUCCAGCAGGACCUCAGCCACGUGCAUGGGAGUGAGCUCAUUCCAACACAUGGGGAUGGCUGCUGUUCAGCGCUGCUGGGCAAGUGUUCCUCACUGCUGAGACCUUGCAGCUCGCUGUGCUGUGAGCCUCCAUCCUCCCUGCGCUGAUGGAUCAGUGACCCAGGAGCAGCUUCCUGGGAUUUGCUCUCUGGUGUGUUUUGAGGGAGGGGGAUGCUGGAGCCAGUUGCCGAGCAUUCAGUGAGCCUUUGGACAAGAGCUCAGCAGUGCUAUCAGCUCCAUGUAAAGCGACGUUGCCUGUCGGGCUGGUAGCAUUCGCAGUCACUACAAUGAUCAGCAGAGUAACAAGCGGUCACAGAUGCAUUUCCUAAAGACAAGCAAUGUGUCUUGGUGGUGAGGGAGCACUCCAUUUUGUGUGCAGCACGGCACUGGCUGCAGGGCCGGCUCUGGCAAGCAGGUUCUCUGCGCUGCACCCCAACCAAGCAGCCGUCUCACCACCUGCCUGAUCUCACUCUCUCAUUAUGUGUUUGCAAACCUCCUUGUCUCUGUUCAAGCACUGUAGAUUUGCCAUACGCUGCUCCCUUUGCUUUUCUCCUUGCUCGACUGCUGGUGCCUGGCCAGGGCUCCCGCUGGGUUACACAGUCCCACUGCUGGCAGCGCCCGGGCAGUGCAGUUGGGUGAGAUCUGAUCACAGGGGCUAAACAGACAGACAGAAACACAGACAGACCCCAAACCAAGCUCAGCACAGGGGCACAGCACUGAGCUCUGUGAGAACUUGGCGUAGCUGGGGUCAUGGCACACCCACUCCAUCGCUUCCUAAAUCUGUGCUCUCAUCUCACACAAUAUGAAGUCAGGAUCUAGUGCUCACCAAACUGCCUCAUUGCCACCUGGAAGGCACUGAAAAUCACCUGGAGCACGCUGUCAUCCAGCUUAUCCCCUCCUGCAGGGCCACCUGUACAGUUCAUAGGGGUGGCUCAGAGGGGACACCAAGGAGCCACCAGCUGAAGUGCCUUUGCCACAUUGAGCCUGGAGGGCAAUACCAAGCUUCACUAACCUCCUGUCCCAGGAUGGGCCCUAGGUGAGGCUGCUGGGGGUCAUGAUGAUCUGUCAAUGCCUGCCUAAACAUGGCAGUCUGGUGCUUUAAGGCCUGCAGCUGCCCAAGGUCAGCCUUACCUGGGUGCCAUCAGUGACCACUGUCAGUGCCUCCAGACCCCGUGCAUCAGGAAGCCAGCACCCACGGGGCAGCAUCCCGUGCUGAGAACCGCUCUGCACCUCCUCUUUCCCAUGGUGGGCACAAGCAGCUCAUUAAGAGCUUCCUCUCGCUUUGGGAAGUGCUGGAGGGGAUGAACGCGGGAGGCAGAAUAGUAUCUGCUUUGUGCUACUGGGAGCACAAUCAGCCUUUCUGGGAGCUCAGUCCUAAAAAUUUAGAUACAAGUUUUGUGCUGUUUUGUCAAGAGUUUGCAUUUGCAUUAGAAAACUCCCACCGAGCUGGGGUGCGGGUGGGGGGCUGGGGAGCCUGGUGGGUGCUAUCAAUGGGAAUCUGUUCUGCCCAGCACUGUCAGGGCCAAAAAAUGCGAGCUGUGCACAUUUCUGGCUCUUGUUGUAGUCGGCAUUCCUGUUGCUUUAUGGGUAUGCCCAGCUCUUAGCAUCCCAUCCAUACUCCCCCUCCCUCCCUGUGGCUUGCCGGUCCUGCAGACAGUGAGCCGCCCUGGCUCUGGAGGCACACAGGGAUGCUGCGGAGAGCAGGGCAGGACACGGUAGCCUGCAUUGGAGCUGUGUGUGUGUGCACAAAUAAAUCCCAGAGAGCUCUGCAGUCAGCUGGAAAUAAUGGAAUUACAGGCGCUCGCUCACUCCCGUUUGGGUCGGGGGAGGUGUUUUGGGGCCGGCCGAAGGGUUGCAUUGCACGGGGUUUGCUGCUGGUUUGAGCCACACUCUGUCAUCGCCAUCUCCCAGAUGGGUCCCCUGAGAGAAAGAAGAGUGGAAAUGCAAAUGGAAAAGGCUGUUUUGGGUUGUUUCUCCCUCUUUCUUCCUCGUCCAGGAGAGUGUGAGCGCCCACCGGCAGCAUGCCGCUGGUGAAGAGGAACAUCGAGCCCCGGCACCUGUGCCGGGGGGCCCUACCCGAGGGGGUGACGAGUGAGCUGGAAUGUGUCACCAACAGCACGCUGGCUGCCAUCAUCAAGCAGCUGGGCAGCCUCAGCCGGCACGCUGAGGACAUCUUUGGGGAGCUGUUCAACGAGGCCAACAGCUUCUACAUGAGGAUGAACUCGCUGCAGGAGAGAGUGGACCUGCUGGUCAUCAAGGUGACGCAGCUGGACUCCACCGUGGAGGAAGUUUCCCUGCAGGAUAUCAACAUGAGGAAGGCUUUCAAGAGCUCCACGGUGCAGAACCAACAGGUUGUGUCCCGCAACUCCAUCCCCAACCCGGUGAUGGAGAUGUACCAGCGCUGCGACAAGCCCCCACCGCUCAACAUCCUCACGCCAUACAGGGAUGACAAGAAAGAUGGCCUCAAAUUCUACACCGACCCCUCCUAUUUCUUCAACUUGUGGAAGGAGAAGAUGCUGCAGGCGACAGAGGACAAGAGGAAGGAGAAACGCAGGCAGAAGGAGCAGCGGCUGGUGGAGGACUCCACUCGGGAGGUGAAGAAAGUGCGGAAAGCCCGCAACCGGCGCCUGGAGUGGAACAUGAUGGCAUACGAUAAAGAGUUCCGACCCGAUAACAGGUUCUCACCAUCCCCAUAUCACAUGGCAUCAUCGGAAGGAUCACUGUCCCCAGAUAAUAGAUCCUACACCUCGGAUGCUGCUGAGCACUCGUACCCGGCAAGCCCCAACCACCCGGCACAGCUGCUGGCCCCCACGGCCCACCUGCCUGCAGAGCACAAGGAGGGGGUGCUGCCAGCGGUCCCCCCUCCAGAACACGGCUACCGACCACCAGCGAGCAGCCGGCAGAACAGCCUCAACCGCGCCCAACAGCCCCACGCACCGCAGCCCCCCGAGGCCGUGCUGAACGGGCCCAGACCGCACUUGGUCAAGGAUUUCGGACCACAGCCGCUACCGAUGACGGAGUACUUCGUGCCGCCGGCCCCGCCGCCCCCGCCGCCUGUCAUCCCCUCCGCGCAGACUGCCUUCGACAGCCCCAUGGCGGCCCCCACAGCGCUGCCCCCCGGCGCGGCCGCCCCCGCCGCCCACCCGUCCUACGCGCCCUCGCCGCCCCCUGCACCGCCCGGCCCCUACUCCGCUUCCCCGCCUCAGGCCGGCCCCAUGGGGCCACCCGUGGCCCCGCCACCACCUCCACCGGGGCCCCCCGCUCUCACCACCUCGCCAGCUCACUCAGCCUCACCGCCGGCCCCCGCCGCCGAGUCCCGGAAACCGCCGAUCCCACUGAUGCCUAUGAGCGAUGCCCGGAGCGACCUGCUCGCAGCCAUCCGCAGGGGCAUUCAACUUCGCAAAGUCCAGGAGCAGUGGGAGCAAGAGGCCAAGAAAGAGCCCGUGGGCAAUGACGUGGCGACCAUCCUGUCCCGCCGGAUCGCGGUGGAGUACAGCGAGUCGGACGACGACUCCGAGCUGGAUGAUAACGAGUGGUCGGACUGAGGGGCCGUGCCGGGGGCUCCCCUGCAGCAGGUGCGUACGGCACGUCCCCCAAACCUGGAUGCCAACAACCGCGAUCAGCCCCGCUAAUUCAGGAGCUUUGCUUUCACACCAUGUUGAAAACCAUUCGGGCAGCGCUGGAGGCUGUGCACGGGUAGGAGGCACCUUUGAGGCAGUGAGGCCAGGAAUUAGCAGCACCUCCACGCUUAACGAUGCUGAAAAUGCUCUGGCUGGGUGAAUAGGAGUGCUCCACAACCAGACCCUGGCUUUAGUGGAGAAACGAAACCAGGAGGCAGGAGAGCUUUUGCAGCUAGAUGUUAAACGUGUAGUGGGGAGCUCUGGGAGGAAACUGAAGUGUUUGUGACCCUUGAGCCCACCCCCAUCCUCGGGACAGAUUUCUGGGAGAUAAGCACGAUGGCAAGGCUCAUGCAGCUGGCAGGGAACCGGCGUAUGUAGUGCAAUGUAUCCUGAGGGCAAGGGAUGGGGAGCAGUGUCCCAAAGCCCCGCUAUCCUUGGCCAUAGUGCUGAACUAUUAUAGUAUUAUUUGAAAAAAAAUAUAGUUAGAAAAAAAAAUGCUGCUCUUAGGUAAACCCAAACCACUGAAACUGAGGGUGAGGUUUGGGCUCACUCUCUUGAUUUGCACUUUGUAUCCCCACGAACCCCACUGGUACAGUUGAGAUCAACUCCGUCCCAGGGCACUGUCCUGGGGCUGCCCUGUCCCUUGUCCCCAAAGCACAGUGCAGGUGGGGAGAGCAGGAACGGGGCCCCCACCACUGUGCCAAAAAUACCAGUUUGCUCACCAAAAUAGAGCAUGAUUCAUAGCAGCCUUUUCACGCAGCUAUUAAAGGAGGAUUCGCGGGAGGACAGAGCAAAUGGGUGUGAAAUACUGAAAACAUCCCAGUCAGAGGUACAGCUCUGCAGAACUGCAAGAGGCUUCCAACCAGCAGUGUAUGGGCCAGGACCAACGUGGGCCCAUCCAACACGGCCACGUGGCCCUCUCUUUUAUUCCCAUACACCGUGAGCCCCAAAUGAGGGAAAAACCUGAGACCCACUCAUGACAUCUCCUUCUGGGGAGAAGUCAGACUUAGUGCCCACCUUCCCCAGCUGCCAGGUGGGCAUCAGAGCUAAAAGCUACACAGGGAGUACUCUGAGUUCCUGGAAGCAAAGAGACCUGUAAAGCUGGUGGGAGGGCUGGCUGUGACCCCAAAGGCUCAUAGGGGCUGAUGCUUAAAUCCACCCUGAGAACUGCUGAUGUCAAAGGAUGCCCUGAGCAUCUGCUUAUUUCUCCCUGAAGAGAAACACCUCAUGGUGGGACAUGAUGACCAUAAGCCCCAGCCUAUCUGCUAAGAAGUGUCAUCAUAAGCUCUUGCUGGCGCUGAGUAACACAAAAUAGCCUCUGUCUCUUGGAUGUGACAUAUCCCAUUUCUCUGCAUCUCAGUGACUCCUUCCAAUGGGACUGGAGCAGCCCCUUUCCUCCCACCACUGCCCCACAAGCAUCACUGUGGUGCUGAGAAGGAUUUGGACUGGGUUCAGGACAAGACCAGAGUGGGUGGGGAAGGAUUUCAGGUGGGAAGUGAAAUCUGUUAGUACUGGUGAUGGUUCUGCACCCUUCUCUGCCCUGCUGUGGUCCAUAGCCCCAUGUUUGGUCCCCCCUCUCCUUCAAGGAAGCUCUCUUUGACUUUACCACUACUGAAGGAGCUACACAGAAAGUCCUUGGGCUGUUGGCCCCAUCCUGGUGACUCCACCAGGUUGGGAGCCACCUUCAUGCCCGCAAUGGGAUUUCCCUGUCAGGAAGGCUGGGAUGUGACAUGUAACAAUUCUGAAGAAGAUCUUGUAUAAAAAAAAUCGAAGUAACAUUUAGGCAGUCACCUGUCAGUACUUAUUGAGGAACACUGUUAACAUAGAUGCACUUGUGAUACUGCUCAUAUGUGAAAAGAAAUUGGUUAUUUGGUAAUUUAGAAAGAGUGACGGCCUCACAUGAGAAGCUGCCAUUCCUGUCAAGGUGUUCAUGAUGGGGCUGUAGGGUCAGCUGUGGGGCUGAUGUGUGCUGCAGCAGAGCCAGGGCACCCCACCAGUGAGUGGAGAUGGGGAAGGGGCUCAGGGACACAUGGGGAUGGCUCAGCCUUUGGGUCAGUGGCUGCCCCCAUGGUGGGAAGUGGGGCCCAGUGCCCCUGCAAGGCUGGGUCUCUUCUUCCCAUGCUUUGUUUGUGCUUUGCCACAUGAAAGCAUGCAGUGACUCUGGUAGGUCUUGCUGCGGUUGCACAUGAUGGGUGAGGGUGACCCCAGCAGGCUCGUGUUUUCAUCAUCUCAUGGUGACCCCAUAGUGACUUUAGGUUGGCAGCCAUCAGCCCGUGCUGUUAUCAGGGUCAAUGCCAUUGUGUGGCAAAGCACUUGACAAUCACACACUCAACCUUGCUUACCCUGCACAUCUGUCACAUUGGCAGAGGAGCCAGGGACCUCGUGGCAGGGAGCAGGUCUUGCCCCCAUUUCCCUGCACCUUCAUGUCCCUACACCAUCCUCACCAUUGUCACCUCACCCCCAAGGGAUUCCAGUCCCUUCCACAUCCCCAACUCCAAAGCAAGGCAGCAGGACCGCAAGCCUCCCAGCAACGCUGUUGUUAGAAGGCAUCACAGCCCAGCUCUUCUAAGGGCUGAGUCUGCCUUGGCUGCUCUGGAGCUGUCCUGAUAGGACAGAUGGGCUGAUCCACAGGUAGCCUCCCAGUGAGGUGCUGUGUUAGAGCUCUCUGCUCAGGUUUCUUAUGUAGUCAGUAAACAAGUAACCUGUAUAGUCAGCGAGGGCUGUGGGCACCUAUUUCUGGUCUGAUUGCAGUGCCCCUCAUGCUCCCCAGCUCUCUCCUGGCAGCAUCACAAGGCAGAUGGGCAGCACCUGAUGGCACCAAGAUCCCCGGUAUCAUUCAGCAGCCACUCCUGCAAGGUCAGCUCUGCUGGCAGAGCAAUAUCCUCAAUGCCUUUGCUUGAGGGUCUCAGCCACCUCUGAGGUGGACAGUCUUUAUUCCAGGCGUACGCCAAUAUUUUUUGACCUGGUCACCUCUGAAAUCCAGCACAAGCUCUUUGGUGGGUCUGGGCCAGGCUAGCGCUGCAGGAGUUGGUUGUGCCGGACUAAUUAAUGCUGGCUGGCUGACCCAUAUGCUGCACACUCAGUAUUUUGCACAUAUGUGCCUAUUUCUGUAUACACCAAAAGUAGGCCACCCUGCAUUAUACAACCUGAAAUGCUCAAGUCCCCAUGUGGGCUGAUAUAAAAGUGAAUAUUUAAAUAUUUUAUCUAGCUUGGCAGCCAUUAAAAAUACAAUCCAGGUCACAGAUGAUUGAAUUCCUCCUGUCUCUCAAGUGUACCAAAAGUGGGUAGGGGAGAUUCCCCUGCAUAUUUAGGUAUCAUGUUCCAUGUUAAAACAUAGCAGUGGCAUAUCAUUGCCAACAGAUAAUCACAGAGUGCCAAACAUUUAAUGAGCCCAACCGGUCUCCUGAGGUUCCCCUUGCCAUUUUAUCUGCCUUCUCCUCCUUGCCAAUUUAUGGGCAUAGAUUAAAAAUAAUAAACAAAAUAUUGCCAGCAGGGGGAAGCAUACUCUGUGUGCGUACGAAUGAACUAGGCUUGAGUCAUCCAAAGAGAGAAUAAGCUGGUUUGACUCAGCUCAGAGAUGUAACGGGAGGCUCUAGUGCCUGAGGCCCAUCAGGAACCUCUUGGGUAUCACCAGUUGACCUGGAAAGGGACAUUAGGAGAGCGCUGUGCUCAUGGGCUCUGCAGGCUGGUCUGGCUGAUGUCUGGUGAAGGUUAUGGAAGUCAGGCAGCGUUCACAAUCCAGCCUUGCACCCAGCUUCUCCUCAGUCUUGGAGGAGCCUUGGACCUGGUAGCUGAUUCUGGCAGCUUUUAGAGGAUCAGUGUCCUGAAGGAAUAAAAAGGCAUUGGGUGGCUUCUGGUUCUCCACCCUAGGCAGACACCUAGGAGGGAAUGAACAUCACAUCCUGCAAGGGCCCCUUCACUGACAGUAAUUUCAUCCCAGGAAGGCUCUGAUCUGGUGGGAAGCGUAAGGCUGAACACAGCUUCUCCAAGGAGCUCUCUCCAUAUAAGAGGCUUCAAAUUCCCUCCUUGCAACUUUGUCAUCGGUACCUCCUUUUCAAGAUGCACGCAAGCUUGGGAGACCCUCCUGGGAACAGAACCUGAAUCAACACCUUCCCUGUAAUGGCCAAGGGAAGCCCCACAUGGAGGGAGACAGGUUGCAGCUCUGGAGGUCCUCGUUUGGAGGGUGCUUCCUCAAAGCACCAUGCCACGGCCCUGAGGAUGGAGCACAAAGGGCCAUGGGAAGCUCUCCCCAUCUGCUCCCACCGUGCUGGCACAGGAAGCAUAGACUGUCCUUCUCACCACCCCCUGAUGUUCUAUAGUAGUUGUUGUUAUUUAGGGUUAAGAGUUUCUAGGCUGGCACAUCACUUCACAGAAAAAAAAUAAAAGGACAAGGGCUCUGUCCUGAGGAGCUUACAGUUUACAGUAAAGACCAUAUGACCUGCACUGCACUUUAGAAGCCACAAACGCUCACUCACUCACAUACCCAUGAAUUUACCCUCCUGACCGGGCAGCAGCACCUCAGGGACCACUGUCCCUUCCCCAGGUGACCCCACAACCAGCACCACAACUGCACCCCCCUGCUGAUAGCAGGGCUCUCUGUCCCUCCACCAUCCCCAUGCAGAAGUGCCUGAGCAAAGCAUGGGAGCAGCAAGAUAUGCUGAUCUUGCCUUCAUAGGGGUGGCCAUCCCCAGGCCCCUGUUCCAUAUGGAGCUAUGCCCCUCUGGAAUGACCAUGCACAUGGUAGGAAAUGCACCCAGCAGCGCUGGCAUGGCUACAUGUUGGCACUUAGAGCUGCCCAUGCAAUUCAUGUGAUGCCCCCAAGCUCAUAGAUGUCCUCCAGGCAUUUUUACUUAACCCUAUACUUUAAAACACUUCAAUCUUUGAGAGCCAGAAGGGUUUUCCCCUUGUCUCCUUUGUGUGUGUGUGUGUAUACGUGCUUGUGAAUCUAAGCUUUUAACAAACCUCAACUUUUCUAGACUCACUCAUGCAGGCUUUACUUCCUCCAGGUGAGAAUCACACAUGGAUUUUGCUGAGAAGGGGGAGAAGUGUCAUAGGAUUCAGUGGAUGUUUGUCUGAAAGCCUUCAGUACCACACUCACAGACAGGUUAGGAGAGGCAAUGGGAUGGGCCCAAAGCAGGGUUCCCCUUGCUGGGGACCAUCGCUUGCAGAUGGGACAUGCCUGGCUGUGGCAUCCCUUGCAGGCAAUGUUGGUGUAACAUCAGUUGUAGUCUCUGUCCAUGCUGAUACAGGGUCCCGAGGCCACUGACAGCUUCAUAACACUACGUGAUAGUAGGUUAUGGAUCUUUCACCUUCCCCUUCCCACCUCUCUCCUGAGAAGUAUUGUCUCACAGAUGCCACCCAUCAGUCCCUCUAUAGUCUUUUGCAUUUAGCAAGAGCAUGCUUAUAUCUGUUGCUGGCAUUCUGUUUGGGGUUGUGAACCCACGUGUUGGUGAAGCAAGCCUUCCCCUGCACUCCUUUCCUGUGGUGAGAAGGUCAAGGGUCUGGAGUGUUCCCAGGGAUAUCCAGCUUGAUAGCAACUCCAGCACUGAGCAUGUAAGAAGUACUAAGAAGUCAGAGGAAAGAAAAUAGAAAGAAAACACUCCGUCAUCUUAGCUUGGUCAUGCUCCCACCACUCUGUACGAGAAUACCCUUAGAUAGGCAAAACCCACUGCAAAGUAAUAAAGAUAUCUAAAAAUAAACAAAUUUAAACCUCAGAAAAACAAAGCAAAGAAAAAACUUACAUGGCUGCCAGGGGAAAAAGAUAAAUCAGCCCAGUGCUGUCCAUCAGCUGGCCACCCAUCUGCUGUCACCAAGCCACCUCCAAAAACUGGUUACAUGAAACUCAUUCAUCAGCACAAAAGAAACAGUCCACCAAACCACAGCUCAGCAAGGAGAUGGGUGUCUACUAAGGUAGGAAGUGCUUUUAUCCCUGAAGGCCCCAGAUCAGCUCAGCUGCUUCAAAUCCCACUGAUUUCACCCACUGUCAGUGCUUGCUAAUGCCUGAUGCCUGUGCUGGGAACAGUUACCUGACUAAAGGCCACUUGUCAUGGAAAAUAUAAGCAUAGCACUCUUGAGAUGGAAGUGAAGUGGACUUUGAGCCCAGUGAAGUCACUGUGAUGCACACUGGGGAGCUGCUGGCUCUGUUAAGGGCACUCUGAGGCUGGAGGAGAGGUGCUACUGCUGGUUCCCAAAUCUCAUCCCGCUAUGAGUGUUCGUUGUGGGUCCACCACCAAAGUUGUUUUGUGCUGAGGGGUUUCAGGUCUACAUCUGGCUGUGGCCGGUUUCCCACACACAGAGCCUCUCUUUGUGGUGCCUUUCAUCUCAGAACACUCAGAAUUGGAACAGAUUAGAACAAAGAAAGGAAAACUCAUACCGAAGAUAAACCUUUUGCUCUGAAAUGCAGUGUUAGGAGUGUUUUGGGGCUGGUGGCUCCCCAUUUUCCUUCACUCUGGGGACUUGCCAAGGGUGAAGCAGAACAUCUCCUGUGUGGCUUUGGGCAGUUGGUGCAGUGUUAUCACUGACACAAGUGCCUUGUCUGGGGAUCUCCCACAUGUUUGCGUGGAGCACCCAGGGGUUGGAGCAGCGGCGAUGGACAUCCAGCGAUCAGAGCGCCCAUCCCCAGCCAAGGGGAGGGACAGGGCAUCUCUAAGCAUUUGUGUUUCUGAUGCUCAGCCUCCCCACGCCCAGGUGACCUGCCCAAGCCAUGAGCUGUCCACCAGGAUUCCACCUUCCCUGCAUGUGGGGUUUUACCCCAGGGCAGCCUUGGCAUCAGUUUUCACUCUGAUCUUGGCCAACCUAAGGGAAACACACUCUGGCAGGCAUACAGGUGCACACAUUGCACCUUUGGAAGGGAACAGUUUCCAGAAGGGCACAGUGGGGCUGCGGGGAGGGCAAAACCCCAUCCUUGCUUAGCUGCGAGACAUGCUUGUGCUGGUGGCUUUUCUUCAGGUUGUAUACAGGUGGAGUCAUUCUCUUCCUCUUCUUCCUCCACCUCCUUCUCCUCUUUCUCCUCCUCCUCCCAACCUGCUGGACAGGUGCAGGGCAGGGUGUCCUUGGGGAAGGAGCAGUGGCUCCUGCAAAAGGCUCGGGUUUUACUACUAGCAGACUUAUUACCCACGUUCCUUUCAAUUUUCCACUUGGUGGAAGCAGCCGACAGGAGAUGGGCACCUCUCCCUAAGGAGGGUCAGGCAGUGCAGGGUAUAACCCAAUUUCCAUUAUUAUAUAGUUGACUUUAAAGAAGAAAGAGGUGUUUGCUGUCUAACGGGGUCUUCUAACCACGUGCACUUAGUCAGUAGGUGAGUAGAUGUUGCUGCUUGUACCUAUCUACGUCCCCAGUUGCUACGUGUGACCACGUGUAUCCCAGCGCCGCGGGCUCUGCCCGGCACCGGGAGGGAUGGGAGGAAGGUUGGAGCCCGCCAAGAGCCGGAGCACCGCUUGUGACUGAUCUGUGAAAAACGUCGUCCGACAUAAUCCCCAACUGUUGACACUUUAUGCAUGUGCUAAUAAAAAAAUAGAGUCAAAUAAAGAUUUUAAGAGGUUCGAGUA